GUUGCGUUCUAUGUGACUUGUGAGUUUAAAGUUUUAUAUGCCUUAUGGCGAUUUAUGGUGAGUGAGUCGGCUGAAUUAGUUCCAUACCUACCUAACCUAUCAAUAGAGAUUUGUGAACAGUGUUACGAAAAAUACGUGUAUUUCCUCUUAAUCAAUCAUGUUCCGGAAUCAGUAUGACAGUGAUGUCACCGUAUGGAGUCCACAAGGACGUCUUCACCAGGUGGAGUAUGCCAUGGAAGCUGUUAAGCUGGGUUCUGCGACUGUUGGUUUGAAGAGUAAAACUCAUGCUGUAAUAAUUGCAUUGAAGAGAGCCACCUCUGAACUCUCAGCACAUCAGAAGAAAAUAAUCCCUAUUGACAAUCACAUAGGCAUCAGCAUCGCUGGGCUAACUGCCGAUGCCCGAGUUUUGAGCCGCUACAUGCGUACAGAGUGUCUCAACUACAAGUACAGUCAUGAUGACCUGAUGCCAGUCUCCCGCCUGCUGUCGAUCGUUGGUAACAAGAUGCAAGUCUGCACACAACGCUAUGACCGACGCCCUUUCGGAGUGGGACUCCUCGUAGCCGGCUUCGACGACCAAGGACCUCACAUCUACCAGACAUGUCCCUCAGCAAAUUUCUACGACUGUAAAGCUAUGGCUAUAGGAUCUCGGUCCCAGAGUGCCCGUACCUACUUGGAGAAGAACCUGGACAAAUUUCCCAGCUGUGAUGUGGAGGAGCUGCUGAAACAUGGGCUGCGCGCUCUACGAGACACCUUGCCCAACGAGAUUGACCUCAACUCUAAGAAUGUAGCUAUCGGACUGGUUGGGGAGAAGACUCCUCUGAGAGUAUUCGACGAAGAUGAGACCGGCCGGUACUUAGCUCUGAUUGAGGGUGAGGAGCGUAGAGGUGCCGGUGGGGCACCCCCCAGUGACGAGCCUCCCACAACUCCACCAGGAUCCCCUGAUGGGGGGGGAAGACUCAGGACCCCCCAAGUAGCCGUGGCCAUGGACACGGAGUAG
This is a messenger RNA of Homalodisca vitripennis (glassy-winged sharpshooter), 997 nucleotides long. RefSeq names its product proteasome subunit alpha type-1-like. Gene Ontology annotation, cellular component: proteasome core complex; nucleus; proteasome core complex, alpha-subunit complex. Gene Ontology annotation, biological process: ubiquitin-dependent protein catabolic process. NCBI's taxonomy places the organism in Eukaryota, Metazoa, Arthropoda, Insecta, Hemiptera, Cicadellidae. The record is from RefSeq and is a predicted model, not a curated record.